AUGAACAGGCAAAACUUCAUUGGAGGUAUCCUUAUCGGCCUCACCGGAGGGCUGUAUGCUGCUCUCAACCUCUUGGGUGCUGGAGGCGGAAAACCGAAUUCGUUCCAAGUUGUUCAGACCGCCAAUGCCACUCUUUGUGCCGUCUAUGCUGUUUCAGCCUGGUUUGGAGGGACUGUGUUGAACACCAUCGGCCCAGCCUUGACUGCUUUCUUCGGUGUCAUCGGAUAUAUCCUCUAUGUGGGAAGUUUGUGGUAUUUUGACCAGCAUGGCAAAGAGACUUUCCCAAUCAUCGCAGCUGUCUGCAUCUCUGCCGGCUUCAUCUACGUGACUUCCGGGUAUCUUUCCAUGUCGUAUUCGGAGGAGAACGAACGUGGAAAGUUCGUGGCAACAUCUAUCAACCUUCAGGCCACUGGCGCUGCAAUUGGUGGCCUGAUUCCUCUGAUCAUCAAUCAUGACAAGGCGACCAGCGCUGGAGUCCCUCCAGCCGUCUACAUCGUUUUCAUUGUCAUGGAUUUUGUAGGCUGUGCGUUGGCAUUUCUCCUGCGCCCGCCCGAAAAGGUAGUGAGAGAUGACGGAACCAAUAUCGCCGUGGUCAAGGCCCGUCCAUUCUGGGACGAGUUCAAAGGUAACCUCGAAGCUUUCAAGGAUUGGAGGAUGCUCGUAAUGAUUCCUGCUUUUGCUGUCAGUGAAUGCUUCCUCGUCUAUGGCGGUAGCGCGAAUGCGUUCCGCAACAGUCUCCGAGCUCGAAGUCUGCUGGGGUUUUGCUCUGUGACGCUCCAAAUCAUAUGCGGUUGGGCUCUGACGCUGCUCCUUGACAAUGAAAAACUCCGCCGUAAAACCAGAGCCCAGAUUGGUCUCGCCAUUACUGGCAUCCCGGUCAUGGCCGCAUAUAUCUGGGAGAUGAUCCGGACGCGCAAUUACGAUAGGAAUAAUCCUCCGUCGCCUCCCCUGGACUGGAACGAGCCCGGAUUUGGUCCCAUCUUCGUCCUGUUCAUGUUGAACUGGGUGUCGUGUUCGCUCUUCCAAUACAUGAUUCUUUACUUUUUGGGUUGUUUCACAAACAAUCCUCGAGUCGCGGCCAACAAUGCUGGCGUUUUCCGAGGAUUCAUGGCCGCGGGAGAAGCCAUCGACUUUGGCGUCGACAGCAUGGGGGUGCCUUUCUUGAAAGAAUCUGGGGCCCUCUUCGCCUUCUACACCGCCGGGGUCAUCGCGAUGGGAUACCUGGCGCUCUUCCAUAUCGACGAGACCAAGUACUUUACCGAAGAGGAGGUGACGAUCCCAAAACAUGUUCAGGAAGAGCAUGGCCAGACCAUGGUCAUUGAGGGAAUGACCAAGGGCACUUCGGAGACCACCACGGAUGAAGAGGCCGCGAUGGGCAAGGGCGCCACUGGCGUUGCGGAGGAGAUUAAGUUGUGA
Molecule: messenger RNA, 1416 nt
Organism: Cladophialophora bantiana CBS 173.52
Lineage: Eukaryota; Fungi; Ascomycota; Eurotiomycetes; Chaetothyriales; Herpotrichiellaceae
Exons: 7
Coding region: 1-1416 (471 amino acids)
Source: RefSeq, a predicted model, not a curated record